GCCGCACGUCAUAAAGCCUCCGUACAGCCGACCGCCGCUAGUUGGAUAAACAGCCGCGACCGAAACCAAGACAACAGGAGCUCCGUCGCCGCCGCCGCCGCCAUUGACCGGCUUUCUUCGUCUGGCACUCACCUUUGCUCCACCUCCGGCGAAAGGAUAGAGAUAAGAGCGUUACACACCCGAUAAAUUCACAGGAGUUCUCGACGGACUGCCUGUCGUUUGUGAAGCGCCUUCCAGCAUACGUAGUUUUUUAGCUUGCUGCUAGUCAGCUAGCCCGAAAAAGAAAGGCCGUCGAGUUGACACGGCGUCAAUUAUUUAACGAGGGAGCGGAUAUUCCUGGCAUAUCACGCUUGAACCCUCGCACUUGGAUCGGAAAAGCUUAACAUUGAGGAGCAGAAGUCAGAGAGAGGAUGGCCCUAAAAAGGAUCCACAAGGAGCUGAAUGACCUGGCUCGUGACCCUCCAGCACAGUGCUCAGCCGGCCCAGUGGGUGAUGACAUGUUUCACUGGCAAGCCACAAUCAUGGGGCCUUGUGACAGUCCAUAUCAGGGAGGCGUUUUCUUCUUGACAAUCCAUUUUCCCACAGACUACCCCUUCAAACCGCCAAAGGUGGCAUUUACAACGAGAAUUUACCACCCAAAUAUUAACAGUAAUGGCAGUAUCUGUCUGGAUAUUCUCAGAUCACAGUGGUCUCCAGCACUUACUAUUUCUAAAGUUCUUCUCUCCAUUUGCUCACUCCUAUGUGACCCAAACCCUGACGACCCGCUAGUGCCAGAGAUCGCACGAAUCUACAAAACAGAUAAAAAUAAAUACUUCAAAAUGGCGAAAGAUUGGACACAAAAGUAUGCGAUGUGAUGGCGUCAUGUGGAAAGCUGGUGGAAAACAAUGUCGCUGGUUCAGACUUAAAAUUCCGGGAUUCUGCUCUUUUUCACUUUUUAUUUUUGGGAGAAGGGGGUUGAGCAUUGGAGCAUUUUACCCCCUUCCGUUUCUUGUUUGUUUUUUGUUUUUUUUCCCCCCCCACCUGCGCGCUCUUAAGAAGAUAGUGUUUCUUUCUCUCUCUAGGACAUGUGCCAGUUUCUGUUGAGUUUCAACUCCCGUUCUGUAUGGAGCUUUGAAAAAAGGAAA
This is a messenger RNA of Salarias fasciatus (jewelled blenny), 1124 nucleotides long. RefSeq names its product ubiquitin-conjugating enzyme E2 D2-like. NCBI's taxonomy places the organism in Eukaryota, Metazoa, Chordata, Actinopteri, Blenniiformes, Blenniidae. The transcript is spliced from 7 exons. The record is from RefSeq and is a predicted model, not a curated record. The coding region runs from base 411 to 854 and encodes 147 amino acids.